UCUGGACUCCACUAGCCGACUCCGAGCAGCUGUUCACCCUCCGCGAUCGCACCCACCCCACCCCCUUCUGCCCCUAGCUUGUCCGAGCCGAGCUGCAGCUGGAUGAGUGGAGCGACGCGCCCUGGGUUCUGAGUCUGCCUCAAAUAGAUAGAUGUGCAUCUCUUUAUUUAGGUUUUUUGCCUCUUGACUACACUAAUGAUCCCCCUCCUCACUCUUCUGGAAUGAUGGGGAUCUUUUUGGCGUAUGUUGGAUUUGUUUUCUUUUCGAUUUUGUAUGUACAGCAAGGGCUUUCUUCUCAAGCAAAAUUUACUGAGUUUCCACGGAAUGUAUCUGCAACUGAAGGGCAGAAUGUGGAGAUGUCCUGUGCUUUCCAGAGUGGCUCAUCCUCGGUGUAUUUGGAAAUCCAGUGGUGGUUUCUGAGAGGAGCAGAUGACCUGGAGCCUGGGCCUGAGGUGGCUGGCUCAAAGGUGGAGCUGGUGCCAGACCGCGACCCAGACAGCGAGGGGACUAAGAUCAGUACAGUAAAAGUCCAAGGCAAUGACAUCUCUCACAAGCUUCAGAUUUCCAAAGUAAGGAAAAAGGAUGAAGGUUUAUAUGAGUGCAGGGUGACAGAUGCUAACUAUGGAGAGCUCCAGGAACACAAAGCCCAGGCCUACUUGAAAGUCAAUGCCAACAGUCAUGCUCGAAGGAUGCAGGCCUUUGAAGCCUCACCCAUGUGGCUGCAAGACAUGAAGCCCAGGAAGAAUAUCUCUGCAGUAGCUCCCAGCAGCAUGCACAGCUCUGCCAACCAGCGAAUUCACUCCACCUCCAGUCCUCAUGCGGUAGCCAAAUUCCCCAAACAAAGUCCACAAUCAGCAAAGAGCAAAUCGCCUGUAAAAUCUACGGAGCGGACAGCAAAGUUGACCCUAAACUCCAAGCACCAUUCUGCACCCACUGUACUCUAAUUACCUACACAUGGAGCGCCUGCUUUCGGAAGCAUAAAUGAAGAGGUUAUCACACGCUUUGUUCCUAUUACUUUCUUUAAAUCACUGGUCUUUAAUUUCAAGACAAAUAGUGUGAAAUGAUAGGACAUUUUCUAAUAACAAGAUCUAUUUUCCCCCUUCUUUUUGCUGCUUAAAGCAUCAUCUCACUGACCUGACGUCAGGGGUUGGUCUAAAAGUCAUCGGGAUAAUAAAAAUGUACUAUGGAUACCACGGGUUUCCUACUAAAAGACCAUUACCUACGGGGAACCAAGAUCUAAAUGCUAUGGAACACAAACUAUCAUCAAAAAGAAGCCCCGUUUUGGGAUGAGAAUAAAAUCAACAGCACUACAAGUCAACAAGGAGAACAUUAUUUUAAAAAAGAAAUCAUUUUCCUUUAUUUUUCUUGAUCUUUUUUCCUUCUUUUUUCUUUUCUUUUUUUUUUUUUUUUGUUGAUUUUGUUGAUCCUGUUCAAUGGUGGCAAGUGUUGAUUGUAGCCAAUCCCUGUCAAUCCUAGGAAGUUACAUAAAUACAUUUUGAGUGUUCUAUAUUUCAUUGUAUUUUAAUUCAUUUUGCAAUUCUUGUAUAUGCAAACUUAACACAUUCUGUAAAUUGUUUAUAGUAUGUGUGAUAUAACUUCACAGUAGAUGGACUAUGACCCUCAUGCAAGCUGAUUUUUAUUAUUAUAUAAAAAUAUACAUAUAAAUAUCUAUAUGUUGGGUCAUCACCAACUUUUUUUUGGUAAGGCAUUUGUUUUUCACCUAUCCUUCAUAUAUUGUAUGAAUUUCAUAAUUCACUUUUUUCAUUUCCACAGGUUAGAAAGCAACAGUUGGUCUCUGUUGCCCUCUGCUUCUCCUAGAAAAUGCAUACUGUGCAUUUUCAAAAUUGUAGCAGUCUCUGAUAAAUGAAUUAAUUUUGUGUGUGUGUUGUACUGCGAUUUCUUUAUCUAUCUAUCUAUCUAUAUUACUUUAUUGAGAUUUGAGGGUCUCUUUGUUCUGAAGAAUGUUACAGUCUGGAUUUGACAGCUAUGCCUGUGUUAUUGUUGUUGUUAUUGUCCAAAAGCAAUGUCAAUUCUAGAAAAUUUGCCUAGGAGAUGGAUGUGGGAAAAGUAAAAUGGACCAUGAUUCCCUAAAUUCAUGGACUUACACUUCUUGCUAUGGCUAAAAAAAAGGCUGCUUCCUUUGACCUUUAUAAGUUUUGUAGCUUUGUCAUUUUCUUUAUUUGCUGCUGAUUAUAUUUAAAUAUCUUAAUUAAAAAUUAAAAUGUGGUUGGAAAAUAUAGUAUACAAGAGAUGGCUUCAAAUAUUUGGCUAAAGAGGAGAAUGAGUUCUGUUUUCACUACUAAUGAGUUAUAAUUUUAAAUAUUUCAUUCUUACAGCUCAGAAUUAAAAAAAAAACAGUUUUCUACUCUUGGAAAGACUGUCAGGCAGAAUUAUUAAUGUGUCUAAUGGCUAGACACUGUGGAAUAGAUACAGGUUGAAAUAGAAAUAACCUGUUUUCCUUCUAGAAAGACUCUUAUUUUUCUUUCUUAACAAAAAUCACUGGAUCACCACUGUAGGAUCAUCAGCUCCCAGUCCUAACUGAAGCGUGAAAGCAAUGAGUCUCUCCGCUUUUCAAAGGUAAAUGCAUUGAUUUUCUACAAUUCAAUUGUAUACAAUGUGCAUAUUUUCAUAAUAUUCUUGACAUUAUCUUCUGAGGAAAAAAUGUUUCACACUAAAUCU
Molecule: messenger RNA, 2679 nt
Organism: Condylura cristata (star-nosed mole)
Lineage: Eukaryota; Metazoa; Chordata; Mammalia; Eulipotyphla; Talpidae
Gene: VSTM2A
Product: V-set and transmembrane domain containing 2A
Exons: 5
Coding region: 222-944 (240 amino acids)
Source: RefSeq, a predicted model, not a curated record